AUGGACGACAGAUGGGUGUACGACGGAACUAACGUCGCCGACGUUUCGCGAACGAAGCUUUUCACCACGGAUGUUGCAUCGUUCAUUCGUCGCACAUCGGUUCUCCUGCUCUUGGUUUCUUGCAGCGCAACCACAUGGUAUUUAAUCAAGCUUACUGCCUGGAGUCCCUACACUGCCUUGCCAGCGGCAGCACUGCGUCUUCACUAUCGUGGCUACAGCCACUCUGGAUCAAAAGGAGCCGAGGUGGCCUACUCCUAG
Molecule: messenger RNA, 258 nt
Organism: Haemonchus placei
Lineage: Eukaryota; Metazoa; Nematoda; Chromadorea; Rhabditida; Trichostrongylidae
Source: the annotation of a GenBank genome assembly